AUGCGAUCGUCUUUGCUUUCGUUGUUGGCGGCGUCGGCGGCGGCUGCGGCUACCACUGCCAAUACCACUGCAAAUACCACUGGGAGACAUGGAAGUGAUGGUUUGUUCGAAUUCACGCCCAAUUUGAUUCCGAAACUGGAGAAUGCAGGCACGGAUAAGCUGUUUCCCAUGAAGAGGUGCGGCGGCCUCAAGCUGGAGGAGGCGACGAUUGAUGAUAUGAGGAAGGCCAUGGAAAAUGGGAGCUUGACGAGCGUCCAGCUUGUCACUUGCUACAUGACGAGGACGUUCCAGACGCAGCAGUACAUCAACUCCGUCAUGCAAAUCAACCCAGAUGUGCUUGCCAUUGCCGCACAGCGCGAUCAGGAGCGCAAGCAAGGCAAACACUGCGGUCCUCUUCACGGAAUCCCCUUCACCGUCAAGGACAAUAUCGGUACCAAGGAUAACCUGGAGACGACGGCCGGUAGCUGGGCUUUGUUGGGUAGCCGCGUGCCCCGUGAUGCUCACGUCGUUGCGAAGCUGCGUGCCGCUGGUGCCGUCUUGUUUGGAAAGGCUACGCUCAGUGAGUGGGCGGACAUGCGAAGCAACAACUACUCCGAGGGAUACUCUGGCCGUGGCGGACAGUGCAGAAGCGCGUACAACUUUACCGUGAACCCUGGAGGCAGUUCUUCUGGUAGCGGCGUUGGUGUCGGCGCCAACUGCAUUGCUUUCUCGUUGGGAACUGAGACUGACGGAAGUGUCAUCAACCCUGCCAUGAGAAACUCCAUCGUCGGCUUCAAGCCCACCGUUGGCCUCACCUCCCGCGCCGGCGUCAUCCCUGAGACUGAACACCAAGACUCAGUCGGCACGUUUGGCCGCACCGUCCGCGACGCAGUCUACGCAUUCGACGCCAUCUACGGCAUCGACUCGCGCGACAACUACACGGCCGCGCAAAAGGGCAAGACCCCUCAAGGUGGCUACGCCCAGUUCCUCACCAACAAGAAGGCCCUCAAGAACGCCACCUUUGGCAUCCCCUGGAAGAGCUUCUGGGUGCACGCCGACCCCGAGCAGCAGGCCACGCUCACCUCCCUCGUCAAGCUCAUCGAGAGCGCCGGCGCAACCAUCAUCAACAACACCGAGAUCACCAACUACGAGACCAUCGUCUCCCCCGACGGCUGGAACUGGGACUAUGGCACCACGCGUGGCUUCCCCAACGAGUCGGAGUACACCUACGUCAAGGUCGACUUCUACAACAACAUCAACAAGUAUCUCUCUGAGCUGACAAACACCAACGUCCGCACCAUCGACGACAUCAUCCAGUACAACUUUGACAAUGACGGCUCCGAGGGCGGCAACCCCUGGCCCCAGGGCAACCCGGCGUGGUUCUCCGGCCAAGACGGCUUCCUGGCGUCCCAGGCGACAAAGGGCGAAAAGAACGAGACGUACUGGCAGGCUCUGAACUUUUGCCAGUCCACUUCCCGCGGUGGCAUCAACGACGCCCUCACGUACAAGGGUAAAAAGCUCAGCGGACUCCUUGUUCCCCCUGAUGUUGGCCAGAGCUACCAGACUUCCGCGCAGGCUGGAUACCCAGUUAUCACGCUACCGGCCGGCAUUCACCCUGACUCGGGGAUGGGGUACGGACUGGCUAUUUUGCAGACGGCGUGGGCGGAGGAGGAGCUUGUUAGAUGGGGUAGUGCUAUUGAGGACUUGACCAGGGGGACCAAGUAUGCUAGGACGCUGCCAAAGUGGAGGGGCUAUCUGCAGAGGAACUUGCCUGUUCCUUUGUAA
Messenger RNA from Pochonia chlamydosporia 170, 1764 nucleotides. Its product is annotated as amidase family protein. NCBI's taxonomy places the organism in Eukaryota, Fungi, Ascomycota, Sordariomycetes, Hypocreales, Clavicipitaceae. The transcript has 3 exons. The record is from RefSeq and is a predicted model, not a curated record. The coding region runs from base 1 to 1764 and encodes 587 amino acids.